CUUCGUCGCCCAUCUUCCCGCCGGCCCGCCGCUCCUCUUCUCCGGCCAGGCUCCCCGCUCCCUCUCACCCGCAGCCGGCCGCCCUCCACCCUGCAGCUCCCCCGCUUCCACUCCCUCGUCACGGAAGCGGUCCUCCGCAUCGCCAUCUUCGUCGCCCAUCUUCCCGCCGGCCCGCCGCUCCUCUUCUCCGGCCAGGCUCCCGCUCCCUCUCACCCGCAGCCGGCCGCCCUCCACCCUGCAGCUCCCCCGCUUCCCGUCCAGGCCGCCCGGCACCACCAAAUCCCAAUCGCCCCCAUGGAGGUCGGGAGCUCCCUGGUCGGUACAGGCUGAGCGCGGCUCCUCCCUCUACCUCGCGAGGCGGCCUUCACCGACGACCGACGACUGCCGACGCCGACCUCUCUCCAGCACGUGCGCCUAGCUUCUCCAAACCCUAGUUCAUCCACAUCGCCCACCACCGGCAACAGCCUGCAUCCGAGAUGGCUGAAUCUGUGGAGGAAGUUCCGGAUGUUGGUGCUAAAGCCAAGAAGACCGUGAAGGUGAUGACUUGGACCCCUCCUAUGUCAGCAUGCAUGAUGCGAUGUCUAGCCGGCAUAGCGGCGAAAGGUGUGAAGACAGACAAAGGAUUCAAAGAGAUACAUAUUACUCAAGCUGCAAAAGCUUUGACUCAACUUGUCGGUUACGAAGUGACUACCACCCAAGUGACCAAUCAUCUACGCAAGUGGAAGAUAAGGUAUCAACGAAUUGAAAAGUUGAGAGUAUUAAGCGGGGCACUUUGGGAUGAUGAUAAAAAAAUGAUUCUUCUAGACGAGCAACAUUAUUUGGGCCACACUCAGGACACUCCUAAGGAUGCUGAAUUUCUGAACACACCACUUGUCAACUUCGAGUAUAUGGAAGCUUGCUUUGCCGAUAAGCUAGCAACAGGAAAGUUUGCAAUGGGGUCAAAUGAGCCUUUGGGGAAACCCGUCGAGGUAGAGUGUCCAGAGAAUACUAUCGAUUUGGAGGGCCAAGACACAAGUGGUGAAGGUUUUGUGGGAGGUCAAGCCAACUUUCAAUCUGGUGUUCAAGGCGUUGGGACAACUACUCCUUCACCACCUUCUAGCUCAAAUAAGAAGAGGAAGGGGACUAGAAAAACUAUCUAUGCUGUAAUGAUGGAGACAUAA
Messenger RNA from Lolium perenne, 1160 nucleotides. NCBI's taxonomy places the organism in Eukaryota, Viridiplantae, Streptophyta, Magnoliopsida, Poales, Poaceae. The record is from RefSeq and is a predicted model, not a curated record.